Penicillium riverlandense is the source of this 585-nucleotide messenger RNA. RefSeq lists its product as uncharacterized. Lineage: Eukaryota; Fungi; Ascomycota; Eurotiomycetes; Eurotiales; Aspergillaceae. The record is from RefSeq and is a predicted model, not a curated record. The transcript has a single exon. The coding region runs from base 1 to 585 and encodes 194 amino acids.
AUGUCGCAAUUCAAACUCGCCAACUCUACCGACCCCGUCCCGGGCAAUGGUACCCCGCCGCCCGAGUUCACCCUCAAAACCAACCCCUCAACAGACAUAUGGUGCAAACCCCCAUCCACCACCCGCUUCAACGCCCCAAUCCUCUACCAAUCCAUCUCCAUCCAAUCAUUCCGACGCGCCCGUGUAGCCGUCAACGCCGCCUGGAAGUACAAAUACGACCAAGGCGGCCUGAUCCUGGUCCUCAAGAAACAAGACGGAACCCAGAAGUGGGUGAAGACGGGGAUCGAACUCACGCAUGGCCGCCCGCAUCUCAGCGUCGUGGCCAAGGACAACUGGGCGGAUUGGAGCUUGUCUCCGGUGCCGAGUGGGGGCGGGGCGGCGACGCUGGAGAUGGUUCGUGAGUCUGAUGGGAGUUUGUGGAUUUAUCUGGUUGAGGGGGUGCAGAAGUCGCCUAUUCGGGAGGUGACUUGGGUGUUUGAGAGGGAGGAGGAGGUUGCUGAGUGCUGGGUUGGGGUGUAUGCGGCCAAACCGGCCACUGAUGGGGGAGAACUGGUGGUCCAUUUUGGGCAUUUGGUGGUCGAAUGA